Molecule: messenger RNA, 1216 nt
Organism: Blepharisma stoltei
Lineage: Eukaryota; Ciliophora; Heterotrichea; Heterotrichida; Blepharismidae
Source: the annotation of a GenBank genome assembly
AUGGAAGACUCUAAAGCGACAAAUAUAGAAGAGCUGAUUAAAACACUAAACCUCCUCAAAAAAGCCUUGAUUUCUGAACGAGAGGAACGAAAAACAACCACAAAAAACGUCGAAAACUUGCAAGAGAACGUUAAUAUCCUAGAAAAGAAAAUUAGAGAAAAAGUGAUUUUUACUCAGGACGAAGAAGGUCAUAUUAUUACACACAACAUUGAGCACUGCAAAUCAGAAAUUACUGACCAAGAGCGGCUACUGCAAAAUCAAUCUCCAGGAAAAGGCAAGCCUGCAAAGCCACCAAAACAGACAAGUCUAUCAAGAAGCAUCCAAGCGUUGGAGAACCAAAAUGAGAAGCUUAAAGAAGAGUAUGCCUUGGUAAGAUAUAUAGCCUUCCUGGGCUGCCAUAUGAGCGCCAAUUGGAAUUCAGCUAGUUUUCUAGAGCCUAUAAUAGUUUAGAAGGCUAUAUACAUUCCUGAGGCAUACAACCAAAUGAAGAAAGAAAACGAUGAAAUUGAGCUGAAAAUAAAAAGCAUCAAGCAGUAAUGCUUAUUAUAGGUCUUAUGAAAGAUAUCAAAGAAUCGCCAAUGCAACUGAUGAUGGACUGAAAAAAGCUGAAUUUGAUAUUCUAAGAGAUAAACUGAUUUCUAAUGAGAAAAUGAAUGAAAUCAUGGAAGAGAAAAAAAUUCUCCGGAAAUCCACUAUUAAUUUGAGUGUUAAAAACGGGAAAAUGGUAGAAGAGCUUGAAGCGAUUAACCGAAAAAUCCAAUUCGGGCUAGAAGAAAUUGGGAAUUUGAAAAAGUUUAAGGAAUCAAAAAUUGAGCAUGAAAAUUUAUUGAAAGAAAGAAUAGAAAAACACGAAAAAAUCGAAAAAGAAUUGGCUCAAGAAUUAUUGUUUCAUCGAGCUAAAAUCCUUGACGCCCAAUCCUAUUAUCAGACUUUUGAAGUUUUAAAAAUAACCCCACUUUUGAAUUCCCCUGCCAAAAUUAUAUUAAAAAGAGAAAAUCCUAAUGGUUUUUCGAUUGAAUUUCAAUCAGGAGCCAAAAGCAAGGCCUUUAAUGUAUCUGAUAUUGAAUCCUUAUAUAAGCACCAAACGAAGCCUAAUCGAUUUAUCGUUAAAAUUGAAGGAGAAAGUGCUAGGGAAUUUCAGAGUGAAGAAUCUGAAAGGAUAAUGACAAGAAUAAGAGAAAUCAUGCAAAUCGUGAUGGGAGUUGAAGUUGAUUAA